Molecule: messenger RNA, 752 nt
Organism: Ceratotherium simum simum (southern white rhinoceros)
Lineage: Eukaryota; Metazoa; Chordata; Mammalia; Perissodactyla; Rhinocerotidae
Gene: TMEM126A
Product: transmembrane protein 126A
Biological process (GO): mitochondrial respiratory chain complex I assembly
Cellular component (GO): mitochondrion
Source: RefSeq, a predicted model, not a curated record
CGGGCCGAGUCACGUGUCAGCCAAAGAUGGCCGCGCGCGGGCGAGUUGGGCAAAGGUUGCUGUGAGCCGCAGCGUUGCUGAGGAAGACCGAAGAAGGCACCGACUGCUGGGGGGAGAGCAUAAGGCUCAAGAUGGAAAAUCAUGAACCAGAUGAUACCGUCAAGGAAAAAAUUUUUGAUAUCAUAACCAGAAAAAUUAACCAACUUCCAGAAGCAGAAAGGAAUCUCCUUGAAAAUGGAUCAACAUAUAUUGGACUUAAUGCUGCUCUCUGUGGCCUAAUAGCAAAUAGCCUUUUUCGACGCAUCUUAAAUGUGACACAGGCUCGUAUAUCUGCUGGCUUACCAAUGGCAGUGAUUCCAUUUUUGACGGCACACGCAUCUUACAAAGGUUUUGUAAGUUUACCUUUGAAUACAGGUGAUUUGAACUGUGAAACCUGUACCAUAACACGGGGUGGAGUGGUUGGUCUUGUUUUUGGUGGUCUGUACCCUGUUAUCUUGGCUAUACCUGUGAAUGGUGGCCUAGCAGCCAGGUAUGCGUCAGCCCCACUACCAGAGAAAGGAAACAUCUUAACUUACUGGAUUAGAAUUUCUAAGCCUGUCUUUAGAAAGAUGUUAUUUCCCAUUUUGCUCCAGACUGGAUUUGCAGCAUACCUUGGAUCUAGACAAUAUAAACUACUGAUAAAGGCUCUUCAGUUACCUGAACCUGGCCUAGAAUUUCAGUGAUAAACAAACGUGUACACAAAAAUAAAAUUG